AGAAACCACGUGGCCCUCGUCUGAUCUCACAGCUCGUCCUUGUUUGGCCUCAGCUGCAUCAGAGCGCCACUUCUCCCCAGGUUCACCAGAGGAAACACCACUGCACAAAAUGCUUUUCCUCCCAGCUGCUGCUCUGUGCUGUCUGUGUUCAGCGCUGGUUGCCAGGGCAGCAGACCUGAUUCAGGAUGAUUUAACAUUGACCAGGAGAGCUGGUGAAAAAGUCUCCUUCAGCUGUGGAGGAACUAAUCAGUGCAGUACAUAUGUAUUCUGGUACCAGAAGAAAGACACAGAAACAUUCACAAGGAUUCUUCGUAUUGAAAAGAGUAAUGGUAACGUAGCUAAACCUUACAAUCACCCACAGCAAGAUGAUUUCUCAGCUGUAAAUAGACAGAACGACUGUGAGUUGAAGAUCCAGACAGUUAAACUCUCACAUUCAGCCACCUACUACUGCUCGUGUUGGAAAGGUUCCCACAUGUGUUUCACUGUGAAUGUCAUGAUCUUUGGCUCUGGCACCAAACUGUUUGUAACAGAUGAGCAGGUAGUGAAGCCCGUGGUGAGCGUGUACCCAGCAGCCCACCUGGAGGGGAAGAGCUCCCUGCUGUGUCUGGCCUCAGCCAUGUCUCCUCCUCUGGUCCAGUUCUCCUGGAAAAGACAGAAGAAGAACGGCCAGCUGGAGGAUCUGCCCACUGCUGAGGGAGAGCGGUUGGAGCUCAGAGAGCCGAGACGCACCGCUUCCAUCCUGCUGCUCCAUCAGCAAGAGAAGAGCACAUAUAAAUACCGCUGCUCCGUCAAGCACGAAGGGGGCACAGUGAGGGACCAAACAGAACAAGAUGUUUCUACUCUUCCUCCAUCAACAGCAGCUCCAACUACAGCUCCAUCAGCAUCUCUGACACCACCUCCAUCAGCAGAUCCACCAGCAGCUCCUCCAGCAGCUCUUGUCCCGUCUCAGUACCAGGUGAAGCUGCUCUGUGUGCUGUACACAGUGCUGAUAGUGAAGAGUCUGGUGUACUGCUGUGGACUCUCUCUGCUGAUGAUCCUCAGAAACAAGGGACCGUCCACCAACUGCACACAUGCUGACUGACUGUUUUCUGCUCGCCUUUUCUCACCAUCACAUCUCAUCAAUUCAUCUCAUUUAUCACUUUGAUCAGUGUCACUUAUGAUGUGUUGUGGUUAAAUUUACGGUUAAGACAAAGUUGUCUUAAAACUAUAAAUACACACACAUACAGUAUAUUUGCAGUUACUAGGUGUAAAUUCUGUAGAAUAUUAAUAUCUUGAUGCUCUAGUUUAAUUCCACUUUUAAUCAUGACUUGUAUUAUAGUGUAGAAUGAAGUUAAAAUAUUAGCUACCUGGUAGAUAUUUAAGUGCUUACAGUAUUUUUUUCUUUCUUGUGUAUUUUCUUUUUAAUACAUUAUGCAGAGGGCGGCAGGCUUGUCAAAGUCAUUCAGUGUAACAUCCUCAAUAAACUGAAACAUCACAGUUUCUGUCAUUAAUAAUCAUCCAUGUUUUUAUUGAUUUCCGUUUGGCUUCACAUAAUACACAUAAUCAGACAUAGAAUCCACUAAAUUAGCCAAGUUUGAAACGUACAAGUAAUUUGACUCUUGGCAAAUGUACAGGAAGAUACAAAGAAAAGCGUACAGCUAAACAGAAACAUCAAAGUAAAGACAAGCAAACAUAAACAUAUAGCUAUUAAAUACAAGCAAGUAGGUGUGGUGUACCAACUGGUUCGGUGAUGGGUCCCCUGAUCAUUUGGCUUGUGUAUUGAUCAUCUUUUAUAAUUGUUUCAGUGUGAAUGUAUAACUCUACGCUGAAGACACUGUUGUUUACACACAUGAAGAAUCAGCAGAGAGCUGCUUUGAAGCUACAGCUGCAAUAAAAAUGAUCACACAGCGGCUUGAUUAGUCUGCACUGAAGCCUGAAUCUUGUCAAAAUGAUGGGUGUGUUUUUUUUAUUUUUUUCUAAAUCACCAAAAUACUGAUCAGCUCUUGCAGUUUUAUCAAGACAAAAUCGAUUGGUACAUUCACAUAUAAUAUGAUUAUAGGAAAACUAAGAUUAUUUAUUAAUUCUGCUACUCUGAUUGAGGAUAACAAAAGGAUAACAAAUUUUAAGCAUUGCAGACAGAAGUGGAUGUUAAAAAUAUUCCAACACUGUAAAUUUAAACACACGGCAGUCAAAAACUUCAAUUUAGAAGAAGAUGAAAGAUUUCAGAAACACCACAGUUUAAAAAUUGGUUUGUUUUAUUAGCAAAAACAACUUCAUAAUAGAAACUGAUGAUAAAACAAAUGGUAACAAGAAAGUA
This is a messenger RNA of Thunnus maccoyii (southern bluefin tuna), 2296 nucleotides long. RefSeq names its product immunoglobulin kappa light chain-like. NCBI's taxonomy places the organism in Eukaryota, Metazoa, Chordata, Actinopteri, Scombriformes, Scombridae. The record is from RefSeq and is a predicted model, not a curated record. Bases 110 to 1081 code for a protein of 323 amino acids. The transcript is spliced from 5 exons.